This is a messenger RNA of Ceratina calcarata, 8080 nucleotides long. Its product is annotated as calcium/calmodulin-dependent 3',5'-cyclic nucleotide phosphodiesterase 1. Lineage: Eukaryota; Metazoa; Arthropoda; Insecta; Hymenoptera; Apidae. The transcript is spliced from 13 exons. Gene Ontology annotation, molecular function: 3',5'-cyclic-nucleotide phosphodiesterase activity. Gene Ontology annotation, biological process: signal transduction. Bases 3329 to 5563 code for a protein of 744 amino acids. The record is from RefSeq and is a predicted model, not a curated record.
UGCGAUUCGGUUUCCGCGUGGUUUUCGCGUGUCGUCGAUCUCGGACACGUUUCUCGUCUCCGUCCCGCUUCCGUACCGCAUUCGUUGGCUCGGUUCGCGUGAUCACAGGUUUCUCCCCUCUGAGGCCGUUCGCACGAGACCGCCGCGUGAUGUCGGACCAAGCACGCGGUUAUUCCACUCGCGCCUCUUUCGCCGGUUCGCAGUUUCGCGUGUUUUCGAUCGCAAUGUGCAGAGGCUCCGCAGGGAAGUUUGAACGGAGAUCGUCGAACCGUUGCUUCGGCGCGCGAUAAACGAAGACGGAUCGAGUGCUUGCGCUUUGCGAGUAUUCGUUGCUCGAAGGAUUAUCAGAUCAAAACUUUUCGGUAAAUUAUUUAUCGGCGCGAUAUAAAGGUUAGAUUUGAAAGAAAACUUGCGAACAAGAUACGGCCGUUGAAUUUUCCAUACGCCGAUCGUUUUAUGAAUAUCUAAACAGCAGUUGAGGAAGGAACAGUGACAAGCAGCUCGGUUAGAUUUUCCGUGAGCAAGGGACGUUAUCAGACGGAUUGGCGGCAUAUUAUCGAGAGCAGGAAUAAAUCGGUGACAUUAAGCCUCUUGUCUCGCCACGGUCGGUGAAUUUUCGAACUGAAACAGUGGAAGGUGUAAUACUGGAUCGGUUAUUAAUAAAUAAAGUGCAACUCCGGGGAGGAAACGGUCGAUCGAAGCGUGAAUACAGCGGAUAAAGAACAAGUUGAUAAUCUGGGAUAAAGUAUAAAUAAAUAUUAUCGAGCUAGCAACCGGCGAAACUUGCGUAACCAAGCUUUCCUUACAAGUGUUAAAUGACACCUGUGCGAAUGUAACAACGCAUGGAUCCCGAUGAUCGUCCAUCGAUCGAACAGCCGAUGGAGAAGAGCAGGCCGUGCGCGUGCCGGCUUCGCGAGGCUGCCGGCGCGCCGGUGCACAAGCGGGCAAACUGAAUUUAAUGUUAUGGUAACGCGAAUCGAUCGCGGGAUACAGGCAACCCUUGCUCGACGCGAUCCUUCCGUGUCCGUGCAUGCACGUAAACGGGCGCGGACGUUGUAAACGCUCCCGUAAAGAACGAGAAGAGGUAAUUGAACUAUCGGGUUCCCUUCCAGUCGAAUUAAUUCGGUGGAACUAUUCGCUCGUUGUAACUCCCACGAUCGAGUUUGAGAGGUUCGCGUGAAGACCAUCCGUACUGGGGAUUCGUGUUUUUCGAAAACAACCAACAAGAAUUUCGAAGAAGGAAAGGUGAGUGCGAUGAUAAAAAAGAAAGGAGUUGGGAACCUUUUCUGGGUAGAAGCGUUGCAACAAGCACGUGCGACCGUUUGGAAGUGAUCAAUCAGCGCGAACGGUUUCCGCAAGGAACAUCCAUCAAGAGAAACCGCUAAGACAUCAACGCCUUUCGUUUCUACGGUUAACGAUCCUAAUAUGUCCGUGAUUAGAAUCGGCCAUUUAAAACGGUAAUAUCGAAACGUGGAUGAUAAUCAUCUUCAGGAUGGCUGGCUAUCGCACGUAACCCUUCUGGCAAUUAGGGGAUGAGUAGGGGCCGGAGGUCGCGUGACGCAUAACGUAUUCUUAGAGGCUACACGUAUUUGCCAGAAAUUUCGGACGCGUACGUGACGUGAAAGAUUUCGGGCGAACGAGAAUUGGCCGCGACGGAGGAUCCCUAUUUCGGGUCGCGCGGUUAAGCAGCAGCCGAGGUCAGUGUUCCUGGCAUAAAUUUUUGUCCCGCCGCCGCCUCGCCGCGGCACGCCGGAAACCUUAUCGAGCCGCAUGCACGGGCUCGGAUAAAACAGGGAAAUAACGAAGUUGUUCUAUUUGUUCGGUCGACCGAAUAACGUUCAAUGCGUUCUCAUCGCGCGGGAACCACCGGAUUUGCUCGAAAGCCGUUGAAAGGCGACGUCGAUGGCCCUCGUAACGAGAACGUAGCACCACGUCGGUGCCGAGAAUCCACAGGUCGAUAAAUUUUAGAUCAACGACUCGACGCAACUGCGAGCUAAUCGAAACUUUGUGAAAUAUCGUAUUCGAAGGAAAAAAUGUAAGCACGCGGUUCAGUUAUGAAAUCGAGGAUUGUCGAUUUUCUACGGGGCUGAAACUCUAUGCUGGAGGAAGUAAGCAGACCUCGCAUCGUUGAUUGGAUUUACCAAUCGGUGUGGCGACGAUUUGCUCUACGGGCGAUCUGGUGUAAUUUAAAGAAUCCUCGAGACAAACGGGCUUGCACCGGACGUGGCGCUCGCGUCUCGAGAAAGUUUCGCGUAUGAAGGAGAGAGAACGAGCGAUCACGAUGCUGGCAAUCCCAACCCUGGAAAUCAGCGAGAACGAAAGCAAUUCCGCAAGAUAAACAAGUUCACCGAGAAGCACCGGAUGUACUGAUUGUCAUUAAAGUUGAUCAAACCUCCGGGACAGUUUAGCCAACACGACGAUAUCAGUUUAACGAGUGAAUCUCUUUGCUGAAAAUAGGCUCGCUGGGAUCACGGGAAAGUUUGUAAUAAAAAACGAAAAUUACAAUCGUAGAAUUGUUUUGAAGAAGGAUAGAUUAUUUAUGCGAAUUAAGAGAAUUUCAAUUCUUUGAGGACAGGAAGAAAGUACCGAAAUCAAAGGAAAUGACGCGCGAAACGUGGUAAUCCGGUCUAAAAUCGAGGCGAGACACGCAACAAGCCCGAAGGGUUGCGCUCGAGUCUCUUCAGGGACGUUGAACAAAUUACUUGACAUACGCCGGGUACGCUCGAAAACGAGAGGAAAUCCAUUAUCAAACAAUUGCUCCGUUAAGAGGAGCCCUACCCACCUUCCUGUAUCGAAACGCUAGUCAACUUAACAAUCGCGAUCGUGUUACGAUCGAAAUCCGCGGGAUAUCGCGUCGUUCACGGUCGACUAAUCCUUCGACGCACGAACUUUAAGGAAAAAUGAGAAACAGCCUAAUUAAAACGUAAUUUCAUGGUUUAAUCGCGAUUAAAACUGUGAUUUAUUGUUUCAUUUUAUCAAACUAAUUUCGACCGAUGGAACCAGUUAACUACGGGAAACAGAUGGUAGUGAGUGCAUUUCGUAUUUCGAAAUUGUAGUAGCAAGCGUGAUAACAGUCGCGCAUUGCAUCUUUACUCGAAACUCUGUGAAGUUGGAAUAUCGUAGGUGAGUGCGUGUAAACGGCAACAAUGAGUGUCGAACAUACGUGGCUGGGGUGUCGGGACGAUGAUGAAAAGUUGGCCGCGAUAAUAGGAGGGAAAAGAGAAUUGUCGCGUGGCUAAGUACGUGGGCAUGGCGCGGAAGUAGGUUUUCUUCCGGCUUCCGCUGGAGGAGAACCGAGGAACAAGUGGCCGCGAGGGAGAGUACGAUAAUGUCUAGACAAAGCAAAGACCCGGUGCACAAGUGCCACUCGGACCCGGGCGCCGCGAGUACCGUCGGCGGUGGUGCCAGCGCUACCGGCGGUACUCCUUGCAGUCCCGGUAAGCGAAUUUCUCGCCGGCUGGUGCCAGGAAUUCCGAGUUCAUCCAACACACGCAAGUGUGUGCUCACGUUGGACGGGUAUAGCUACGUGAUCGUUGCAUCUUCGCCGGAUCGAAGGGUGACGAGAGACGAUAUUGCAGUGUCCUCGCCCGGUGCAUCUCAAAACGCGAACGCGACCACGAGUUGCGCUGGUACAGCGUCCUCCCGAUUGCACAAUCCCUCCUCGCCUGGUCGAAAUGGCCAGCUAUCGAAACAAGGCACGCUAACGAUAGUGCGACGAAGUUCCGGCAAGAAUAAAUGUAUCAGCGGCGGAAGUUUCGAAAGUUCUCCGCCGCCGCACAGUCCAGACACUCUCUCGUCAAGCCAGUCCGUGGAUCUCGACGAGAUACUUGAUAAUGUCGAUCUGACGACGGAUUCGCUACCUGCCGUUGACACCCCCGACGCUUGCGACAAAGCUGCUCUCAGGCUCAGGUGCCUGCUCAGGCAGUUACAACAUGGCGAAAUAUCCGCAGAACUGCUCCAACGAAAUUUGCACUACGCCGCACGCGUGCUGGAAGCCGUCUUCCUGGAUGAAACCAAGGUGAAUUCAGGAGGGGUUGAGUGCUCCCGGUCGUCGCGCCGAGGCGCGGACCUGUCAUCGUCAUCCCUUGGGAGCGGCUUGGACACGGACGGACCACAGGGCCACGCGGUGGUAACCCAGAAACGGAAGCUUCGCACCCCCAUAUGGGCAAGAGACACCGCCGAGCGUGUGGAGUCGACCGCCACUUGCCGUCAACGUAUACGCCGUAGGCGGCUGGCCGACGAGGAUGACGAACUCUCGGAGGUGCAACCGGACGCGGUGCCGCCGGAGGUACGCGAGUGGCUGGCGUCAACGUUCACCAGGCAGCUCGCUACUACCAGGCGGAAGGCCGACGAGAAACCAAAGUUCCGCUCGGUCGCCCACGCGAUCAGAGCUGGGAUCUUCGUCGAUCGGAUCUACAGGCGGGUGACGAACACCGCGCUCAUGCAGUUCCCGCAGGAGGUGGUCAAAGUGCUCAAGACUUUGGACGAAUGGUCGUUCGACUUGUUUUCGUUGAGCGAGGCGGCGAUGGGCCAGCCGGUCAAGUAUCUCGGAUAUGAUUUACUAAAUCGAUAUGGGAUGAUCCAUAAAUUCAAAGUACCAGCGACGGUGCUGGAAUGCUUCUUGGGGAGGGUCGAGGAGGGUUACUGCAGGCAUCGGAAUCCGUACCACAAUAAUCUACAUGCAGCUGAUGUCGCGCAGACCAUGCAUUACAUCUUAUGCCAAACGGGACUUAUGAAUUGGCUGACCGACCUAGAGAUAUUCGCUACACUGGUGGCCGCGAUUAUUCACGAUUACGAGCACACUGGGACCACAAACAAUUUCCACGUAAUGUCCGGCAGCGAUACGGCACUCCUCUAUAACGAUCGAGCUGUGCUCGAGAAUCACCACAUCUCCGCGAGCUUCCGGAUACUGAGAGAGGACGAGUGCAACAUACUGCAGAAUUUAUCGAGGGAGGAGUUCCGCGAGUUCCGAUCAUUGGUGAUCGACAUGGUACUCGCGACCGACAUGAGUUUUCACUUCCAACAGCUGAAGAACAUGAAGAACAUCCUCAGCCUGGCGGAGCCGAGCGUCGACAAGAGCAAGGCAGUCAGCCUCGUUCUCCACUGCUGCGACAUCUCGCAUCCGGCAAAAAGAUGGGAUCUUCAUCACAGAUGGACGAUGCAGCUGCUGGAGGAGUUCUUCAGGCAGGGUGACAAGGAAAAGGAACUCGGGCUGCCGUUCUCGCCGCUGUGCGAUCGCAACAAUACGCUGGUGGCCGAAUCGCAAAUAGGAUUCAUCGAGUUUAUCGUUGAGCCGAGCAUGCAGGUGUGCAGUGACAUGUUGGAGACGGUUCUCACUCCGUUGAACGUCAAGGAAAGUGUCGACGAGUCAAACAACGGUUCAAAUGAAAGAAGAUUCAAGAUCGGCAAGCCCUGGAUUCCUUGCCUCGCUGAGAACAAGAAAAUUUGGAAGGAACAAGCCGUUCGAGACGCGGAGGCUCGGGCGCAAAAGGAGCAGGAGCAGAAAGCGAGCAGUGAAAGCCGCGAGGACGGGGAUACGACGCAGACAGCGUCCGAGGAAUGAAAAAUCCGACGUGCCGUCGUGUUCUUCAGGAACAUAUGUAAUUUUAGGCUACGGAGAGGCUCAUGAAUUCACGCGUAGAGCAGUCACGUAUCUACCGUGCCGGAGUCUCAGUGGUAUAUGUAAACGCGACGAGCGACGUCAAGAAAGUGAUCUGGCUAAAUCAUUAAGCGGACGCGAGGAAGUACGAUUAUUCAAAGCCCGAUUCGUAUUCAACGUACAGGUUUGGAAUUCCGUGAGCAUGUACAUGUUAACAAACAGUUUUUGAUGGUAACAAAAGCGGCACGUAAUGUGAAUCCAAUUUUACAAUUGAUCAGAAAUGAGAAAAACGUUUCAGUUCCUCCUACAUUUUAUACGUGUGUUUUACAUUUGAUUUCGAGUAUUUGACGUCAACAGUGAGCAAUAUAUCAUUUAAGUAAAUAUAUUUGCCAUUGCAUUUUGCAUCUCAAACAAUUUAUAAUUUAAUCAAAAUCUAAUCCAUUUCAAACAUAGAAUGAUACUGAAUACAAAUAAUAUAAAUAUUUUUGAAUUUACUCAUUUUCUACGUGGAUUUUAUUAUUAGGUUGAAGUUAAUGAUUGAUCGAAAGCUGCUUGCGAGGAAUAUACAGAAGACGAAGUCCUUAUGGCUAAUACGAUUCGAAUGUAAAAAGAAUACUCCUGUGACUAUUUAUACCAUUUAUUUAUCGCGUUUAUACACGUCAUCGAUUCUCGUCGUUACCCUUUUUAUCACUCGACCGAACCAUCCCUUUCGCAGAUCUAUGUCUUGUAUUUCUCGUCUCGGUUUUCCUCGCGAUCGACACAAAGCACGUCGCAUUGUUCACUAUGCUUGUCAAAGUUCACGAGACGCUACGUUGCCGUCAAGCAGGUCCAGAUUCGUACCUCCACAGUAAUUUAACUUUGAGAUGAACGCUUUGAUCAGUCAUCAAACAAUUAACAAUGUCAAACGAAUUAAGUUUAUUUAAUUAUAUGUACGUAACGAAUGAAAUAAGUUCUUACGUCUCUUGUCUAUUUCCAUAAAGCGCAUUAAUUCAUUCAAUGUCAAAUUAUAAAAUAGUACUUUGAACCAAUUUAAUGUAAUCGAAGAAAGUAGAUUAUAAAAGAGUCAGUCGUCACUUUCCGAGCUUAUCUCGCGCAUAUAUUACUAUUCGAAACAUAUAAUAGAAAUUAUAGAUCGUUGAGUUUUCAUCGUAAGGGUAGCCUAAAAUUACUGAAAUGCUGCAGUAGGCGGCGAAAAUCGAGCACACAUUAAUACACACAAGAAAGGAAGUAAAGGAAACGAGAAAACCGUACGUACUUAGAGCACAAUCGCCCGUUCUCGAUUAAGUGCUAACGAGUGUUGAAGGGACGCUAAUUAUAAUAGUAAUAAUAUUAAUAAUGGUAAUGAUAAUGUCGUCGACGGGUUUUCCGUAGCGUACCGCUCAAUGGGAACGCUGUCUUUGUCCGUACCUGUUUUUUCUUACAAUUAGUGUGUAACUAUCAGCGUACGUCUCUUCAUAGGAACGAAGACUUUCAUCUUUGAAGAAACGAGCAACAUGAUAACAAAUCCACUCGUUAGUUAUAACAAUUUCUCAUGUCUUUCUUCACAAUGUCUACAUUUGUCUUCACCCCAAAUAUUCCAUAUUUACAUUUUUAUUCAGUUAGUAACGGAGUAACUAUACACUUACAAAUAGACUGCGUAUUUUAAUGCAUUUAGCAUGAACAUACUAAAUUCUAAACAACACAGUAUUCAAAAAUAUAGAAAAUAUUAGAAGCAAAGUCCAUGAUACUAUAUUUGAGUGAAAACAAUAUAUAUAUCAAUCCCAUUUUUUGAUUAUUUAUUCCAAACAUUAUUUUUCGGCUGCCUACUUUUAAGGUACAUAAAUUAGAACCUGUCCUUUGAUUUUUUUUUUGCAAAGAUCAAGAGACUUAAAAUUCUUCAUCAAACUCUUACGAAUUUUAGAACGAAUUCUCUGAAUCACUUGUGUUUGUUUUUACAUAAAAUAAAAAGUCGAUCGGUUCAUCAAUCGAUCCGUCGCACAAGCGUCGAAAUUAAACACGAUGUCGCAUCAAGUUGAAAGUCUUCGGGCUAAGAACGCCGAGCCCCAUGCCGGUUUUUCUCGAUACGGGUGUGAAUUUCUCCGCGACAAGAGGAAAUUUCGCCUGCUUUCCAAAAUCUAGAUUUUCAUCAAAACCCUCUAAGACGAUCCAAUUUCUCCGAUUUAAUUUGUAAAUUGUGAAAGAGCACGAAAUUUUUAUUAUAAUAUUUUUCCUAUGCCAAGAAAAUGAAACACUUCAAGGUACGAGAUGAUAUAUUAAAGUUUAAUUAAUUGAAAUGAAUCCAUUAUGUCAUGAUGGAUUAAUAAAGUAAAUUAUGAAUCUAUUAUGUAUUAUUGAAAGCAAUAAUCGUAAAUUAUGUGUCCAGGAUAUAAUUUGUAAUUCUUUUCUUCUUUAUAAUCAUUAAUCAUGAUCUCCAGGACAUUUGCAGCAGACUUAAAUUUAUUAAACAAAUCAUGCUUCAAUGAAAGUCGCUGUAAAAUAAAA